GAUUUUAGUGAACCAGGUUUUGAAUUUAAUGAAUCAGAUGAUGAGCUUUUGGGAGAUCUCACGCAAGGUUUUGUAGAGGCGACACAGGUGUUUCGAAAUCUCCCUCUUUAUUAUCAAAUGGGUUCGGGAUUUGAGUUAAAUUCUGGUAUUAUAUUGGAACUUCACUCAGGGAGAAGGAACGAGAAAUAUAAUGCGGACCAAGUUUGUUUCAGAGCCCGUGUGGAUCCGGAUCGUUUGCCUGAUAGUUUGCGUGGUACCCCUUUAGUCACCGUGGUUGACACAGUGAUGCAGCUUUUUGAACUACUAAUUCAAAGAGUACGUAACCCGACGGAUGGAUCACCUCCUUUAAACCGGACAGAUUUAAUAAGAUUCUGCAUACAGGCAGAAGGACUGGACAAGCCAAUCUCAACAUGUUUAAUGCCUGUUUCAGAACUCACAACUGAGAAAGUUACGUCUUGUGUGAUGAAGGUACUACAGUCUAAAGAUCAGAUCGAAUUAGAUUCAGGAUUUUAUGUGGACAUCAUUACAAUUAGGAGAGACGUUGGUGCAGGAAGAGGUGUUAGGGUUGUGAAUGCUCUCGUGGAUGCUAAAAAUAAACAAUCCAUUUUGUCCAUCCCAACUGACAGUGAAGGCUUGUGUUGUGCCAAAGCAAUUGUGUAUGCUAUAGCUCAUCUGGAAAAUGAUAGGAGAGCCAUUAACUCUUUAAGAAAUAGACAUAGACCUGCAUUGAUGAAUCGAGCCAAGGAGCUCCAUGCGUCUGCAGACGUACCCUUAGGACCUUGCACAUACAUGGAAAUAGCCAAAUUUGAGAGUUUUCUCAAUAUUCAAAUUGUCGUUUUUUCUGCAGAUAACAGCAAUAAGGUAAUUUUCUUCUUUUUUUUUAUCAAUAUUAAAUGUUAAUAUUUGUUCACCAAUUAUAAUGACAAAUUUUCAUUU
Molecule: messenger RNA, 936 nt
Organism: Parasteatoda tepidariorum (common house spider)
Lineage: Eukaryota; Metazoa; Arthropoda; Arachnida; Araneae; Theridiidae
Source: RefSeq, a predicted model, not a curated record